GACUUAAAUUUUUAAUUGUAUUCUAUCAUUAAAUCUGAUAAAAUUCUAUAACAAUUUGUUUCAAACAAAUUGAUAAUUUGCAGUCUGGGUUGCCUCCGCCGACCUCUGAUUUAAUCUUAGAAAUUAUUAUAAACUGUUGACAUUUAGUUAACUAAUAUUACCGUAUCUGAUCCCACUAUACAGUGGAAUAAGACAACUCGUUAGUAUCUUUACUAAAAAAUUUUUUUUAAUAAAGUUACAUAUAAAUAAGGCUAGGUGUAUAGGCGAAAACCCCACCUCUGUGCUUUAUACGAUCAUAAUUAAUUCAGCGUCAGUCUGAUGGUCAAAUGCAGCAGGUCUGCAAAUUACAAACUGCAGCAAAUUAAGAUAAUGUAUUUAUAGUAUGGAAAAAUUCCGGCCAAUUGAUGUGAUUACAGCUGUAUCAAAGCAGGGUUACAGACAGAUGAGCCAAGCACUGAAAUGAGAUUAGGUUUUUCAGUAGAUUAUUAUUAGUAGUAUUUUCUCAUUUUAAGUAGGGUGUCCUUAAACCCCAAACGUUUUAAAGCUUUUAAUCGGCUCUAACAGCUUUAACAAUCGUAAGUAAAGCAGAACUUCAACCAGGUUCAACCUGGUUUCGUUUUCGCAAAAUUAAUCCACUAUAGGCUAAUCUGAGCCCCUAGAACUGCUUUUAAUCAAACAGGACUCGUGACAUUUUGAAAACGACUCUUGAACAGCUUUAAUACCCCCAAACAAGGUUUAUUUGUAUCAUCGACCUCAAAUAAAGCAACACACUUGUAUAAGCUUCAUGACAUAACGUCCCAGGGAUGUUGUGUUCCCGUGUUGUUGAACAGAAUAUCCACAGUAUUUCAUUGUGUACUGGAUAUUGUGUCUUUCUCCCUGUGUUUUAUUCAGACAAUGUGACUUUCAGACCCUGAGUGUUCUUUAUUCGAUUCUCAAAUAACCAUACACACUUGCUUUCUGACUCUUGUAUCUUGAUCUUCAUAUUUCUAAUUUUUUUUAAUGUAUUUAUUUAUUUAAUCGUACAUGUAUACAUACAUAGGACUUUUGUACACUUACGGAUGACCCAGUAUAAUCUUUUUAAAUUGAUAUCAGGCUGAGGUAGUUGUCUUGUUGCCUGGUCUUUGUCCUGGUAUAUUGGAUCAGAAUAAUUUAAAAAAUAUUCGGCUUAAUAAUAAUAUAGUUAAUAAAUGAAUUUGGUUUCCCAAAUAUGACAUAUUAUUAUUAUUGUUGUUGUUGUUGUUGUUGUUUUGUGGUAUUGAAAGUCUUUAGAAUAAAAUAAUGCAGUUUGGCACGAUUGAUCAUCACCGAGUAUUUCGUUAAGAAUAUAAACUACUUAAACCAAAAUACAUUUCGACAAACAGAUAAAACGCAUAGUGAGAGCGGGAGACUUGGUGAAAUUGUGAGCAUCUUGCUCGCAGGUGAUUGGCUGCCGACUUCGGGCCCUUGUAGGGAUGGACCUUUUGGAUAAAAGGCGAAUUUCUGGGGGGGAUCGAGUGUAUUUGCACUGGUGGAUUCCUGUGCACAAGGGAAGUGGGGGACUAUCCUCAAAGGCACCAUGACGGGGAAGGAAGGGGCUGUGUUAUCGGAGAGUUUGAAUAAACCGAAAUUAGUUGAAAACGGAGGGAAUAGCAACCCGCACAAGAGCAUUACAUCACACGCACCCAGGUGCACGGGCUUCGGCAUCCAGGAAAUUUUGGGGUUGAAUAAGGAGGCAUCGUCGGCGCCUCGGAGCGCGCUGGACUCCAUUCCCGGGGGUGCGCACUUGCUGGCCGCGCGCUCCGUGCUCGGCCCCGCCGCCGUCGGGGUUGGUAUGGGAUUCAUCGGCCCUGGGGGUAUUCCGUCCUUCUACAGGCAGCCUUCGUUUCUGGAGGUCCUGUCAGACGCACAGAACGUCCAUCUCCAACCUCUCAACAAGACAGCACCUCAGGAGGCCGGACAUUCUGCCAGCUCAGACUCAGAGGAUGUUUCUUCGAGUGAACGAAAAACAUCCAAGUCUUCCCUGGGCCAGAGCAAGAAGCGAAAGAAGAGACGACAUAGGACAAUAUUCACAUCUUAUCAACUGGAGGAAUUGGAGAAAGCUUUUAAUGAAGCUCACUAUCCCGAUGUGUACGCAAGAGAGAUGCUGGCUAUGAAGACUGAACUACCAGAGGACAGAAUACAGGUCUGGUUCCAGAAUCGUCGAGCCAAAUGGAGAAAGAGGGAGAAGUGUUGGGGCCGCAGCAGUGUGAUGGCUGAAUAUGGGCUGUAUGGGGCCAUGGUGCGUCACUCCAUUCCUCUUCCAGAGUCUAUACUGAAGUCUGCAAAGGACGGGAUUAUGGAUUCCUGUGCCCCCUGGCUACUAGGCACUUCUCUAAAUCCGAAUCCCUCAUCGUUCUUUGCAGGGAUGCACAAAAAAUCACUGGAGGCAGCAUCAGGCACACCAACCCGGAAGCCAGACAUACCUCAGCAUCCAAACAAUGCCAUCGUUGAUGAUACUGAUGCUGAGGAGAUGAGGAGCGACUCACCCAUGUCUAAAGAGGAACUGAGGGAGAACAGCAUUGCUGCUCUCAGGGCCAAAGCACAGGAGCACAGUGCCAAAGUGCUGGGGACAGUGUCUAGCAAAAGACUCGAGCAUAAAACACAGGGAGAAAUGGAUGAGAAGUCCAGUGUGGAACACUCAGACUCCCAAGAAGAGAAAGAGAGCUCGUAGAUAUGCACUUACAACCGUUGGUCAAACAGCAUUGUGUCUUUCUGUAGCUUUCCUUUAAACAAAUCCUGAUUAUCUCUUCCUCAGAAACCACAGACAAAGAGUGGAUCUCCUCUUGCCUAGCUAGUGCUAUUUUCCUAUUCUUACUUAGCGCUUCAGCUGAUAAGUUCAUACUUUGGUCGGAAAAUACAGAAAGCAUGAUGUGCUAAUGUUUAUUUUUGAUUUUAUAAUACAUACUUACCACUAAGUGUCAUUUGGUUCUAUAUACAGUGUAUGCUAGUACAAGAAACAACUGUAGCUGCAAUCUGGUCAUGUUUGGUGAUAUUAAUGUUAGCUUCCCAAGUUCUUCAAAACUAAUGAAUAAUGUUAUUUUUUAUUUCUACGUUGAAAAGAACCAUUUUAAACAUUUCUCUGCACACCAUUCCUCGUUUAUAAAAGCACUUAGUGGUUGGUUCAUAAGUUGUAUUAGAAUGUAACGUUGUACAUAUUGUAAAUAAAGAUAGCUUGCUACAGUAUUGUUUGAAGUACACUUUAAUGUACUGUAGUCUUAUAUUAUGUGGGGUUAUGUUCUGAGUAAAAUGUUGAUCAGAUUAUUUAAAAAAAAAACAAAAAAAAACAUCUGAAAUAAUGACAUGCCUUUUGUAUGGGAACAAUGAUAAAAGAAAAAAGUCUCUUAAAAAAAGUUUUUAAAGAUCGAGAUGUAUUUUUUGAAACCCUAAAACAUGAUCUAAAAUUUCCAUUUCAAAUCAAAGAUGGGACUGCUUCCACCUGAGCUUCACGUAGGUUAUCAUCUAUUAAAUAUAUGAACAGUAUGCUGAUCAUGACAAACAUAGCAUGCAAAAAAAAACAAAAAAAAAAACACUAAUAACUCUUUAACCCUGAGCAGCAUUUUCAAUAUUUAUGUUCUUGGAUUUUAAUUUUAAUGCAGCUGUAAUGAUAAAUAACAAAACAAAGGUAAUAUAACACUGCUUUAUAGGAGUUAUGUUCUACUUGGCAUUUUCACUGCCACAUCCUAUUAAGCCUGAUGUGCCCUUUUCCUCUAUAUAUUGGCUGAGUAGCUGUGUGUGUCAGUGACUACAAUCUGAAACAUUCCCAAGGUCUCAAUCUAGCUAGAUUAAAAAGCAGGAAAAUAUGGGCGAGGAGCAUGAACACAGCUCUGGAUAUGGUGCUCUCGGUCAAAAUCACAACCAUCAGUGCUCAUGCUCAUGCUAAAUCUUAUGAUCAUUAUUUAUAUCAUACUUUAUGUGUUUUAACCUUGUAAAUAUGUAAUUAUUGUUUAUUCCUCA
This is a messenger RNA of Hemibagrus wyckioides, 3972 nucleotides long. RefSeq names its product visual system homeobox 2 (gene vsx2). Gene Ontology annotation, molecular function: sequence-specific double-stranded DNA binding; DNA-binding transcription factor activity, RNA polymerase II-specific. The record is from RefSeq and is a predicted model, not a curated record. Gene Ontology annotation, biological process: regulation of transcription by RNA polymerase II. The transcript has 5 exons. Gene Ontology annotation, cellular component: nucleus. Lineage: Eukaryota; Metazoa; Chordata; Actinopteri; Siluriformes; Bagridae. Bases 1556 to 2689 code for a protein of 377 amino acids.